UCGCAACCUGCAGCCCGGGAGGGGAAAUUGCCCCGGGGAGCACUGUUGUCAGUGGGGACUGUCCUGGCUGUGCUCCUGCUGUCACCCGCUGACUGUCCUCUCCAAGAUGCAGUAUCUGGACCCCGAGGGGCUCCUGGGCGAGGAAGAGGAUGAUAUUUUUGGUGAAGGACUACCAGCCAGACUCCCAGAAAUCAUGUUGGUAGGAUCUCAGUCCUUCUCGCCUGGGGGGCCCAAUGGGAUCAUCAGAAGCCAGUCCUUCGCGGGGUUCAGCGGCCUUCAGGAGAGACGGUCCAGAUGUAACUCUUUCAUCGAAAAUCCCUCCGCUGUCAAGAAGCCUCAGGCCAAACUGAAGAAAAUGCACAAUUUAGGACAUAAAAACAACAGCCCUCCCAAAGAGCCUCAGCCCCAGAGGGUGGAAGAGGUCGUCAGAGCCUUGAAAAACGGACUUGAUGAAUAUCUGGAGGUUCACCAGACAGAGCUGGACAAGCUGACAGCUCAGUUAAAAGAUAUGAGAAGAAACUCUCGCCUGGGUGUGCUGUAUGACCUAGACAAGCAAAUUAAAACGAUUGAAAGAUACAUGAGACGCCUGGAGUUCCACAUCAGUAAGGUCGACGAGCUCUACGAGGCCUACUGUAUCCAGAGCCGUCUCCAAGACGGCGCCAGCAAGAUGAAGCAAGCCUUCUCGGCCUCGCCCUCCAGCAGAGCGGCCCGCGAGAGCCUGUCGGAGAUCGGCCGCAGCUACAGGGAGUACACGGAGAAUAUGUGCACCAUCGAGGCAGAGCUGGAGAGCCUGCUGGGGGAGUUCUCCAUCAAGAUGAAAGGUCUGGCUGGUUUUGCUCGCCUCUGUCCUGGAGAUCAAUACGAAAUUUUCAUGAAGUACGGUCGACAGAGGUGGAAACUGAAAGGCAAGAUAGAAGCCAACGGCAAGCAGAGCUGGGAUGGGGAGGAAGUGGUGUUCCUGCCCCUGAUCGUGGGGUUCAUCUCCAUCAAGGUCACAGAACUCAAAGGGCUCGCCACGCACCUGCUGGUCGGCAGCGUGACCUGCGAGACCAAAGAGCUGUUUGCCGCCCGACCUCAGGUGGUGGCCGUUGACAUCAACGACCUCGGCACCAUCAAACUGAGCCUGGAGAUCACCUGGUACCCAUUCGACGUGGAGGACAUGACCACGUCCUCGGGCGCUGGGAACAAGGCGGCAGCCCUCCAGAGGAGAAUGUCCAUGUACAGCCAGGGCACCCCGGAGACACCCACUUUGAAGGAUCACUCCUUCUUCUCUAAUCUACCUGAUGACGUCUUUGAACACGGAAAGGCAGCUGAGGAGAAAACGCCCCUGUCUCUCAGCUUCAGUAACCUGUCCAACGGGGACUGUGCCCUCACCCCCAACCCGGCCGGCUCUCUGUCCACCACGGGCUCAGCAAAUCCAGAAAUUACCAUCACCCCUGCAGAGCUGGACCACAGCAGCCUGGCCUCCCAGAACGAGGGCACGGAUGACUCCGGCUCAGCGUCUUCCAGAAACUCCUCCAGAGAAGGCCACGAGCCAGAGCCACACGCGGAGGAGGACGCGGACGGGCCCCAGCCCCCCGAGGCGGGUGCCGGCACAGAGCACCUGUUCCUGGAGAAGGCCGUGGCCGAGGCGCUCCUGCGGCAGUCCGACGAGGCCUCUGAGCUCAAGCCCGUGGAGCUGGACACUUUUGAAGGAAACGUCACGAAGCAGCUGGUCAAGAGGCUCACCUCGGCAGAGGCGCCGGUGGCCACAGAUAAGCUGCUCUUUGAGGGCUCUGUCCGCGGAGAGUCCGAAGGCUGUCGCUCCUUCCUCGACGGAAGCUUAGAGGAUGCGCUCAGCGGGCUUUUCCUUGCGCUAGAGCCACACAAGGAACAGUACAGAGAGUUUCAGGAUUUGAACCAAGAAGUCAUGCAUCUGGAUGACAUCCUGAAAUGCAAGCCGGCCGGAAGCCGCAGCCGGUCUUCCAGUUUAAGUCUUACCGUUGAAAGGGCUUUAGAAAGCUUUGAUUUCCUGAACACCUCUGAUUUUGACGAGGAGGAGGACGGUGAUGAGGUUUGUAAUGUUGGCGGAGGCGCGGACUCAGUAUUUUCCGACACUGAGACUGAGACUGAGAAGAAUAGCACUUACAGAUCAGUACACCCCGAAGCCAGGGGGCACCUUAGCGAAGCGUUGACGGAAGACACAGGAGUCGGGACUAGUGUGGCCGGAAGCCCUCUGCCGCUGACCACAGGAAAUGAAAGCCUGGACAUCACCAUCGUCAGGCACCUUCAGUACUGCACCCAGCUCGUUCAGCAAAUUGUUUUCUCAAGCAAAACCCCAUUCGUGGCGAGCAAUCUCUUAGAGAAGCUGUCCAGGCAAAUCCAGGUGGUAGAGAAACUGUCAGCGGUCAGCGAUGAGAACAUAGGGAACAUGAGCUCCGUCAUUGAAGCCAUCCCAGAAUUUCACAAAAAGCUAUCUUUGCUGUCCUUCUGGACCAAGUGCUGCAGCCCAGUCGGUGUCUACCACAGCUCAGCCGACCGAGUGAUGAAGCAGCUAGAAGCCAGCUUUGCCAGAACCAUCAACAGAGAAUACCCAGGCCUUGCAGACCCAGUGUUCCGAACCCUGGUCUCCCAAAUCCUGGACCGGGCUGAGCCUCUCCUCCCCUCCAGCCUCCCUUUGGAAGUCAUCACUGUUUUCCAGUAUUACGGUUACUUUACCAGCCACGGUGUGAGCGACCUUGAGAGUUACGUGAACCAGCUGGCCCAGCAAGUUUCCUUGAUUCAGACUCUGCAAUCGCUGAGAGAUGAGAAACUGCUCCAGGCCAUGAGCGACCUUGCACCCAGCAGCCUCCCGGCCCAGCAGGAAGUACUCAGGACGCUGGCUCUGCUGCUCACGGGGGAUGACAGCCAAGUGAGCCAGGCCGUGAUGCUUCACCUGGCCGCAGCCUCCAGAAACGAGCAUUUCAGGGAAAAGGCCUUGCUUUAUUACUGUGAAGUGCUGACAAAGGCAAACCUCCAGCUCCAGAAGGCAGCUUGUCUGGCCCUGAAAAGCCUACAGGCCACCGAAAGCAUUAAAAUGCUGGUGACGUUGUGUCAGUCCGACACUGAAGAAAUCAGAAACGUGGCCUCAGAGACCCUCUUGUCUCUCGGGGAAGAUGGGCGGCUGGCGUACGAGCAGCUGGACAAAUUUCCUCGAGACUGUGUUAACGUUGGAGGGCGCCACAGGACUGAAGUCGCUACGGCUUUUUGACGACCUCGCCCGUACAGCCGUACAGCCGUCUGACUAACCGGCCCUGCUCAGCAAGGUGGUCCCGGGACUGAGCUGGAAGGCUCACCACCUGAAGCCUUCUGCUGAGGUUGUCUGGAAAGUCAACGUGUUAUAGACAGAAUUCAAAAUCCAGUUUCACAGGACGUAGCUACUUUUCCCUCGGCCAAUAGAAUCGGGCUGUGUGUUACUCUGUCGAUGAUGUUGUCGAUUGCGUCCGACAGUACUUAGUAAAACAGUCCAUCUUAUCGCAUAUGUAUGGAAUUUUAAAACAGCCAUCUCUGUACUUUUUCGGAAGGUCUGUAAGCCUCAAAUAGUCACGUGAUGCUUUGAAGACUAUACUAUGCCUUGCAGUUUUUCUCCGUCGUGUUCUCAGGGUUGCGUGGCCCCCUUCACUCCCUAAUUUCACCUUGAUGCAAAGCACAAAAAAGAAUUUCUUCAAAUAAAAGUUUGCCUGCAGAACUUGGUAAAAUGACACAUUGUAAGAGUUUAAUUUUCCUUUUAAUUUCAUUUUUCUCAAGUCUCCACUACUUUUGUUUCUUUUCUCCAUCCUGAAAAUCCCAAAAGCAUGUUUGCGUGGUCAAAAGACAGGUGGAUGCCUAAGAGCUACCUUAUUAAGAUUGUACCUGGACUCCUUAAAACAACACAUUCAAAGGUUAAGCUUUUCUAAACAAGAGCCAUUUUUUUAUACUUUUACAAUAGAGGUAUUUUGCUGCUACGACAAAUCAAAACCAAAAGUCAUGGAUUCAGAAAGCUGUGAUGCUCUUUGAAGUAGGAGGACUUGGAAGUUGGAGGACUCUUAAUGGGGUGGGAGCAGAAGGACGUUCCAAGGGGUCCUUGCUUCUACAGGAAUUACCAUGACGUUAGGAAGAAGUGAAUGCCCCGAGGGACCGUUACUGCCCCCAGAGAAAUCAUUCAUCACUGGGUGGGAUCUCAUGGCCAAAUCGUUAAAAUAACAGCUUCCCUUAUGGCUUCCCUAUCAGGGUACCAAGUCCACUAAAUAAAUGACAAGACCACUCAACAGCUUUUCUUCCUCUUAAGAGUAUACAAGAUCAGAUAUGCCAAGAUCUCCAAAUAAUAUGUGUGAAUGUUAUUUAAACGGUGGAGUACGAACUGUCUUCUGGAUGUUUUUGUAGAAAAUAUCAUUUAAGUGUCGUUUUAAAUAGUUACAUUUUAGCAAGACCUUUAAAAACAACUCGUAUUCCAUUUUAAAGUAAAAAUUGUUGGGGUGCCUGGCUGGCUCAGUUGGUAGAAUGUGUGACUCGAUCUCAGAGUCAUGAGUUCGAGCCCCGCACUGGGCGUAGAGCCUACUUAAAGUUUAAAAAAAAAAAAAAAGUAAACAUUGCUUGCCAGGCUUCCUGGCAAAUAGUUCUUUCAACUGUGAAGUUAUAAUGUGUAUAUAUAUUUGUAUAUUUAUAAAUAUUAUAUAUAUGCAUAUAUCCUUCAUUUUAAAGGUAUAUUGUACAGUCUGUAGUUAGUACGUAUGGUCUAUAGUCUAUGUUAAAUGGUUGAAAUGAUUCUUUUUAUAGAAAGUCAGAUCACAAAUGUUACAAAGUUUUCUGUUUGGUUUGUUGGUUUUUUUCCCUAAUUUUUUGAAUAUUGCAUGAGUAAUUCCAUUAUCUUUUUUAUUCAUUUCUGCGUUUUAUUUUUGCUCAAAGGGGGUGCUUUAGUUUUGUGGCAUUUGUAUCCAUCACUGUUUCAAUCAUGUAAGUUAAAAUAAAAAUUAUUUUUGAAUUA
Molecule: messenger RNA, 4981 nt
Organism: Ailuropoda melanoleuca (giant panda)
Lineage: Eukaryota; Metazoa; Chordata; Mammalia; Carnivora; Ursidae
Gene: RIPOR2
Product: RHO family interacting cell polarization regulator 2
Exons: 22
Coding region: 107-3229 (1040 amino acids)
Source: RefSeq, a predicted model, not a curated record